Drosophila subpulchrella is the source of this 4541-nucleotide messenger RNA. RefSeq names its product probable ATP-dependent RNA helicase spindle-E (gene spn-E). The transcript has 11 exons. Gene Ontology annotation, molecular function: ATP binding; RNA binding. Lineage: Eukaryota; Metazoa; Arthropoda; Insecta; Diptera; Drosophilidae. The record is from RefSeq and is a predicted model, not a curated record. Gene Ontology annotation, cellular component: intracellular anatomical structure. Bases 55 to 4362 code for a protein of 1435 amino acids.
CUUUAGACGCUACGCGGGAUUUUUUAUGUCCAGAUUUUUCUUUAAGAUAAAAAGAUGGAAUACGACCAGGAACUAAUGGAUUUCUUCGACUUUUCGAAGGACUUCAAGCGCGAGGCAGCCCCACAGGGCUAUAUUAGCAGCGAUCCGAACAACAUGGCCGUGGAUGCCGUCGAAUCGAAGGUGGUUAAGCGCGAGGUGAUCGGCACCGACUAUGUCGCCGAAAUCGUGGCCAAGGAGAAGCUCCGGCUCAACGGGGCGCUGCGCGACGAUUGCCCUCAAGGCGAGCGCAAUCGCACCCUGAACGACUUGGACACAGACGACGAGGAGGACGAGGUCGAAAUCCGGCGGGAUGACGAGUACUACAAGAGGUACAGAUUCAAUCUGAAUCGCGACAGGAAUCUGCCGAUCUACGCCAAAAGGGAGGAGAUUUUGGCGGCCAUCAAUGCAAAUCCGGUUGUAAUUCUCAAGGGCGAAACAGGAUGUGGCAAGACCACGCAGGUGCCCCAAUACAUUUUGGACGAGGGUUUCAAGAGCGGCCAAUACUGCAACAUUGUGGUUACCCAACCUCGACGCAUAGCUGCCAUUUCUAUAGCCAACAGAGUGUGCCAGGAGCGCCAAUGGCAGGAGAACACCGUGUGCAACUACCAGGUGGGUCUGCAUCGUCCCACUACUCUGGAGGACACCCGGCUGCUGUACUGCACCACCGGUGUGCUUCUUAACAACCUGAUUAUCAACAAGACACUAACCCACUACACCCACAUCGUGUUGGACGAGGUGCACGAAAGAGACCAGGACAUGGACUUUCUGCUGAUUGUAGUGCGCCGCCUGCUGGCCACAAACUCACGUCACGUGAAGAUCAUUCUGAUGUCGGCCACGAUCGAUGCCACGGAACUGUCGGACUAUUUUACCACCUCGAAAUCGAUUCCGCCGGUAAUCACCGCCAGUCAUGGACGUAAACACUCGAUCGAGAAGUUCUACCGCGACCAACUAAAGGGUAUUAAGUGGAAAGAAGAGGGUGAUUAUGAUCCGUACAUUCCACGCAUCUCCGACGAAGGCUACAGAUCGGCGGUGAAGAUAAUUAUGGUUAUUGACAACAUGGAACGGGACGAUGCGAAACAGUCGCGGGUAAACUAUGAGGAGGCCGUAAGCCAUGGAGCUGUGCUCAUCUUUCUGCCAGGCGUCUACGAAAUUGACACCAUGGCUCAAAACAUUACUACAAUGUUGCAAGAUGACCGAAAUAUUAAGUUUUUUAUUGUACGCUGCUUUUCUUUGAUGACCCCGGAGAACCAAAGGGAUGUGUUCCACCCACCGCCUCUGGGUUACCGCAAGAUCAUUCUGACCACCAACAUCGCUGAGAGCUCUAUCACAGUGCCAGAUGUGUCCUACGUUAUUGAUUUCUGUCUUACCAAAGUGCUGGUCACCGAUACGGCCACCAGCUUCACGUCUCUUCGCCUGACCUGGGCCUCCAAGGCCAAUUGUCGCCAGCGUGCCGGGCGUGUUGGCCGUCUCCGAAGUGGACGUGUCUACCGUAUGGUCAACAAAUCCUUUUACCAAACUGAAAUGUCCGAGUUUGGGAUACCAGAAAUGUUGCGUCUGCCCUUGCAAAAUUCGGUGCUCAGGGCCAAAGAGCUGGAAAUGGGAUCACCGGUAGAGCUGUUGGCCUUGGCUCUAUCUCCACCCAAUCUCUCGGAUAUACGGAACACCAUAUUGCUGCUGAAGGAGGUGGGUGCACUAUUUCCGACUGUGGAUGGCGUCUACAACGAGAUGGAUGGUGAUAUUACCUUCUGGGGCACCAUCAUGGCUCGGCUGCCGUUGGACACUCGUCUGUCGCGUCUGAUCAUAUUGGGCUAUGUGUUCAACUUACUCGAGGAAGUGAUUAUCAUAGCCGCUGGCUUAUCGAUGCGUGGCUUGUAUGUUGAUGAAGGUGGCAGACAUAAAAAAUGCGAGUCAUUUUGGAUGCACUACACUUUUGCCGAUGGAUCUGGCUCCGACUUGGUGGCCAUUUGGCGCGUUUAUCUGACAUAUUUAAACAUGGUGGAAGUUGGCCACCAGCAUGAGUCUGCUAUUCGUUGGGCAAAUCGAUUCCACGUCUCCCUGCGAUCGCUCAAGGAAAUGCACCUGCUGGUGCAGGAGCUACGAGUGCGAUGCGAAAGACUCGGACUGGUCCCGUUUACAGCUGUUGCUAGCCAGAAGUUGGGCGACCGCGAGAGAUCGAUCAUCCUUAAAGUGAUCAUCGCUGGGGCUUUCUACCCCAAUUAUUUCAUGCGUUCGAAGGGGUCGUGUGUGGAACCAGAUCGCGAUAUGUACCAGGUGAUAUCGGGGCACGAUCCCUGUCGCACCGUCUAUUUUACCAACUACAAGCCCGGGAUCAUGGGCGAGCUGUACACUAGGCGCAUUAAGGAACUUUUUCGGGAGUCGAAGAUCCCGCCGGAAAACAUCGAUGUUACCUUUCAGCACGGCUCUGAAAAGGUAUUCGUCACUUUCAAGCACGACGAUUGCAAUGCAGAUACAUCUAAGAUGGUCAACGUUUCGGGCAGAAUCCAAAAGGAAGUCUACAAGGCGGUAAGGAUGAGAGUUGAUCGCUUGCAACGACCAAUACGCAUUAUGGAGCAUGCUACGUUUAUGAAUUACGUACAACAGCGAAAGAUUGGAGAAGUGAUUGAUGGCUGUUGGGUUCCUCCCACAAAGACCAUAAAUGUAGAGCUGCUUGCACUACCAUCUGUCUACGACAAGACUGUUACUGGCUUGAUUACUUGCAUUGUCAGCUGUGGAAAGUUUUACUUCCAGCCUCAAUCCUUUGCAGAGUGCAUUCGCAACAUGUCUGAGAUCUUCAAUGCCUCCCAGCAACUGCGAAAUCAUGUCUUUAACGCUGGUGCCAUCACAAAGGGCAUGAUGGUGCUGGCCAAGCGGGAUAGUCAAUUCCAGCGCGCCACAGUGAUCCGACCCGAGAACCAGAGCAAUCGCCAGCCGAUGUUCUAUGUUCGUUUCAUUGACUAUGGAGACUGCGCUUUGUUGCCCAUUGAGCAGCUGCGCCUGAUGCCGGAUGAGCUGUUAAGACAGUACGGAGACUUGCCACCACGUGUGUUCGAGUGCCGGUUGGCGCUCGUUCAGCCCUCUAUGGUGGUUACCGCCAAUAACCGUUGGCCUAUCGCGGCCAAUGAUAAGCUUAAAGCGGUGGCCAAGUGUGGUCGAAUUGAUAUUGAGGUCUAUUCGCUGUUUAAUAAUGUUGCUGCUGUUCUAAUUCAUAUGCGCGAUGGCUUACUCAACGAGAAGCUUGUGGAACUCAAGUUGGCUCGCCGGGCCGACGAAGAUUUCAUGUCUCGACAGGAUCAUGACUUCCGCUUGCGCAGACAAGAAUCUGCCCGUUACUCGACCUUCGCCGAACGUCAGAGAAUCAAUGAAGAGUACCUGCGAUCCUGCCUGCUGCCCCAAGACCAGGACCUGCCACCGCCUCCGCUGGAUAAAUGCAACAAUAUUGUAAUGCUGAAGGGACCUUACAGUCCGUUGGAGACUACCGUGUACUCCACCAUUCGUGUGGGAGUAUGGAAAUCGGUGAAAAUAGAUACUACUUCGGUUAAUGCGGUUCUCCUGGACGCAGAUCCGCAGGAUCAGCACGAUCAGAUGAUUGUGGCCCACACAACCGUGGAGAGUGCCGAUCGGCAGACCCUGACCGCCCGUGGAACCACACUGAUGCCCAAUAUCCACGGAUUUGGUGCGCUCAUGGCUAUGCUCUUCUGUCCCACCAUGCAGCUCAAAUGCAACAAAGCUGGAACCAGAUAUGUGUCUAUCCUGGCGGGAAUGGGUUGCGAUCCAGAAACUAAUGAGCCUUAUUUUGAAGAGCAUGACAUGGUCAUUAAUUUGGACGUCAAUAUUCUCGAAGAUGAUGUUAACCUGAUCAAUCAAAUGCGCUAUUAUAUCGAUAGUGUCUUUUUCAACUUCAAGGACGAAAAUCAUCCAGCGGUUAGUGUAAAUGAACGUGUUUCUAUAUACACUCACCUGCGCAGCCUGAUAAAUCGGCUUCUGUCCAAGGAUCGGAGUUACAUCGAAAUAAAUUCGAGCAACUCGGAUUACGUAUGGGAGAAAAAUGAGGAUUUGCCAAAGCAGGCUGAGCCGUUCGGCAAGCGGGCCAUAUUCCCGAUGCACAGCAUUACGGAGCUCGUAGAAGAGGAUAUGGGUCACGUGUUGCAAUUGGUGGAGAAUUGCAACAAGCUGUACGAGUGGCGAAACUUCGAAGGUGUUUUAGCGCCGAUGUCUUGCAAACUGUGCAACCAGCUGUUGGAGUCGGUUCCCCAGCUGCGUAUGCAUCUCCUCACUCAAUUGCAUCGCGAUCGCGAAAAGCAAAUCGACUAUCACCAUCAGUAAAGACGGUUAUAAUGAAAUUAAUGACAUUAAAUCACGUUGCUUUCACAUUUGAAAGACAGAAAACGAUAUUAUUUUCAGGAAAAUAUGGUUACAAUUUCAACUAAUUUUCAUACUUUUUAAUCUCAAUUUGUAACCCAAGAAAAAUCUGCUACCUACUUUUUCGUUAUGUAUAUCAUUAU